GUAAGGUCCAACAAAAUCAGGUAAAAUCUCUGCUAAUUUAAGUUGAAAUAUUUUUGUAGGGCUAUACAAAAUGCUGCAAAUACUCUUUGGAAUUAUAUUAGUAUUUAUUAUUUACUACUAUACAGUAAAACCUAUGAAAUAUUGGAAGAAAAAAGGCGUGAAACAAACAACACCUUACUGGUUAUUCGGUAACAGCUUCAGUUUUAUAUGCAGGCUCAAAUCCUUGACGGAUUUUCUUCAAGAAUGCUAUCGUGAGCACAAAAACGAAAGAUAUUUCGGAAUUUACUUAUUUACAGCGCCUAUCCUAGUAAUAAGAGAUCCCGAUUUAAUAAAACAAAUAGCAAUUAGAGAUUGUCAACAUUUCGCCGAUCACGUACAAAUGGUGCCGGUUAACGAUCCAUUGUGGAGUAAAAAUCUAAUAUCUUUAAGCGGGCAAAAAUGGCACGAUAUGAGACCAAUAGUCAGCAGCAACUUCACCAACAGCAAAAUGAAAGCCAUGUUUGUACUUAUUAGUGAAGCAGCACAAACUUUCGUCGAAUAUGUAACCAAAAAACACGGUCUAUUUGAAUUCGAAGCCGAAUCUUUUCUAUCUCGAUUCUCGGCCGAUGUAAUAUCUUCAACCGCUUUCGGUUUCAAAACAAACUCCCUGCAAGAUCCCAACAACGAGUUUUAUAAGACUGGAAAAGGAGUUUCUUCUAUCAGCUCCUUGAGAGCUAAUUUAGUAAUGAUUGGCCAAAUAUUAUGUCCCAAAUUAUGCGAGGCUUUGGAUAUUCAAUUUUUCAGCAAAAAAGACCGACUAUUCUUCAUGAAUAUUAUCAAUAACAACGUUAAAGAAAGAGAAGAACAAGGUAUUAUACGACCUGACCUCGUUAAUUUAUUAUUACAAGCAAGAAAAGGUAUAAAAACUAAAAAUGAAAAUGAUACACCAGAUGUGAACACAGGUAAAAGUGUGCAAAAUGAAAUAACAAAUGUAGAUAUAGCAGCACACGCUGUGGUAUUUAUAAUAGCAGGCUUCGAUUCGAAUACAACGCUAGCAGCAUUCAUGUCGUACGAAUUAGCUGUACAACCUGAUAUUCAAGACAAAUUAAGAAAGGAAAUUCGAGACACUUUCAAAAAAGUCGGAGGAAAUCUAACAUAUGAAGCGUUGAACAAAAUGAAAUACAUGGAUAUGGUUAUUUCAGAAACAAUGCGGAAAUGGUUGAAUUUCACUGUAACAGAUAGAUUAUGCACCAAAACCUAUGUAAUAGAGCCACAAACAGCAAACGAAACAGCUUUAACUUUAGAGCCUGGGACCAGGAUAUGGUUUCCUAUACACGCAAUUCACAACGAUCCAGAAUAUUAUGAAGAUCCUGACAAAUUCGAUCCGGAACGUUUUUCAGACGAAAACAAAAGCAAAAUUAACAUUUCCACAUAUUUUCCUUUCGGAAUUGGACCGAGAAUCUGCGUAGGACCGAAAUUCGCUUACUUACAAACGAAAAUAUUAUUUUACUAUCUUCUAUUAAAUAUGGAAAUUGUUGUUACUGCGAAAACGAAGAUACCCCCGCAAAGGGCUAGAAAUGGCAUUGGAUUUACGUCGGCCGAAGGAGGUUUACAUUUAGGGUUAAAGGUAAUAAAAAAUGUAUAAUUU
Phyllotreta striolata is the source of this 1627-nucleotide messenger RNA. The record is from the annotation of a GenBank genome assembly. NCBI's taxonomy places the organism in Eukaryota, Metazoa, Arthropoda, Insecta, Coleoptera, Chrysomelidae.